UGCUUCUCACUGCUUGAUCCAUGAGGGAUGCAUGGUGGAGCUGCAAGUCCUGGUUCAGCAGCAGCACAGAGAUGAAUACCAGUUGUUUUACCGAUGCCUUAAUAGUAAGUUGAAUGGGAAGAAAUGGUGUGGAAGUGUCCCAUGGCAGGACCCAAAAGCUACCAAAGCGCCAAAAGCCUUAGGAUCCCAGCCCAACACAGCACCUCUCUUCAAUCCCAGCGGCCAAAGAAAUCCAUUCAAAGUGAUAGACAAGAAUCGUGAACCAUCAUCCUGGAAACAAAUUAAGCAAGGAAAUGGAGAGGAAAGUAAAGCAAAAGGAGUAAAAGCAGAGAAAGAGAGCGUGCUGGUGUCACAUAAAGAGAAGAAAUCAACCUCAGAUUCCUCCAUAGAGAAGGAACCUCUAGAAGGGCUGAAAACUAAAAAGAAGCAGUCCACGGGAAGUAGGAGUGAUCCAGAACUUAAGGAGAGCACAGUGUCUGAAUCUAAACUUGGUCUUUUGGACACUUGGAAAGAGAAAAAUAUCCUUUGGGCUGAAGAGAAAUACGGUGGCAGUGAUGGGGAAUCCAAGAAGUCUUCCAAGUGUGUGGAGGAAGAGCGAGGCGGGAGACCAAAGCUCUUUCCACUAAGUCUUGGAAAGCAAAGUACAAGUACCAAGCCUCCAGAGGAGGAGCAGCUCAGAGAGAAAAGCUUAAAAAGCUGUGGGGAUAAAGAAACCAAAGAGAAAGAAUACAUUGGUCAGAAGAAUGGAGAAAUGAAAGUGAUGUCUAAAGAAGAUGCAAUUUCCCCAGCAUUACCACAACUGGCACUGCAGCAUGCUGCUGAAGUCUCUAGCAGUGACAGUGAUGAAAAAGGAUUUGUUUAUUCCUCAUUAGGUAAAAGUAAACCUGAGAAAUCAGUGGAGGGUUUGCAGUCAAGAGAGGUUCCUUCAGGAAAAUCAGGAAAGAGUAUGCAGGGCACAUCUUUGCCAGGAGCUGCACCAUUGCAUCAUGUGGAAGGAACCCAGGAUCCUAAAGCUCUUCACAACCAUCUUGUAGUCCAGCUGAAGCAGAAAAAGAGUACAUUGGCUACAGUGAACAUUCAGCUGCUGCCAGAUAAAGGGGAACGGUUAUUAAAGCAAGUGCAGGAUUUGGAAGCUGCACUGGGUGCUCUUAACAUUUCGACAGCAGAUACUACUGAAAAAGGGGAGGAUAGCGCAACAAGCAGCAGCUGCUGUGAGGAAUUUUUGCCUAACCCAUUUGGCAGGCCAGGUGGUACAAAGUUGAUAACACCACUACCACUCCAGGAUCCUACAGCAAGAACCUCUUCAGGCUCACACAGUCACCCCUCUGCUGCUGCUACUUUGGGUUCCAGUGAAUAUUAUGGCCACAGUUUUGGAAUGAACUCUGGUGUGCAGAAUCUAUAUGGAGGAAGAAUGACAGAAGACCGAAUCAGGGCUGUACACAGUGCCACAAGCGAGGCUAUUAAUCAUCUUCACAAAUCUCUAGAAUCCUGUCCGACAGAGCAGACAGCAGCUGAAGAUCCCUCUGGAUUGAAGGUUCCGCUGUUGCAGCACCAAAAACAGGCGCUCACAUGGCUACUCUGGAGGGAGAGUCAGAGGCCGUGUGGAGGAAUUCUAGCGGAUGACAUGGGCUUGGGGAAGACUCUAACGAUGAUUGCUCUCAUUCUGGCCCAGAAGCAGCUGAAGACAGAGAAAAGAAAGGAGAAGUUAGAAAUGUGGCUAUCCAAAAACGAUUCCACUGUUAUCCCUUCCCACAGCACUUUAAUCAUUUGUCCUGCAUCCCUGAUCCAUCACUGGAAGAAAGAGAUUGACAGACGUGUGGGCUGUGGCAAACUGAGGGUCUAUUUGUACCAUGGGCCAAACCGAGAUAAACAUGCAGAGGUGCUCUCUGAAUAUGAUGUUGUUGUCACAACCUACAGCCUUCUCUCCAAGGAGGUUCCCACAAGCAAAGAGGAAGGGGAAGUGCCUGCUCAGGACCAUGAUGUGGGGAGUGGAUCAUCUCCCUGUUCCCCUCUGCUCAGGGUAGCUUGGGCUCGAGUUAUAUUGGAUGAAGCUCACAAUAUUAAAAACCCAAAGGUUCAAACCUCUAUAGCUGUGUGCAAAGUGAGAGCCAGUGCCAGAUGGGCUGUCACCGGCACGCCAAUACAGAACAACUUACUGGACAUGUACUCUCUCCUGAGGUUUCUACGUUGCUCUCCUUUUGAUGAAUACAAAGUGUGGAAGUACCAAGUAGAUAACAACACAAAGAAGGGAGGAGAGAGGCUAAGCCUCUUAACCAGGAGCCUCUUAUUACGGAGAACUAAGGACCAGCUGGAUUCAGCUGGCAAGCCCUUGGUAUCUCUGCCCCAGCGUAGCACACAGUUGCAUCAGUUAAAACUUUCAGCGGAGGAGCAGUCUGUGUACAAUGUGCUCUUUGCAAGAUCCAGGUCAACACUACAAUCCUACCUAAAGAGACAAGAGCAGAAAAAUGAAGGCAGAGAGUAUGCUGGUGGUAACCCGUUUGAGAAAGUUGCACAAGAGUUUGGGAUCAGUCAAAAGGAAUUUCUAGCAGGCCCCCAAAGUGCCUCCCAGGUCUCAAGUACUGUCCACGUCUUGUCUAUGCUGUUGAGGCUCCGUCAGUGCUGCUGCCAUCUCUCCUUACUGAAAGUGGCUCUGGACCAAGUUAACUUGAACAGUGAAGGUCUUUCCCUCUCCAUUGAGGAACAACUUAGUGCUUUGACCCUGUCUGAGUUCCAGACUCCUGAUUCCAAGUCAGCAGUCUACCUCAAUGGCACAGCUUUUAAAACAGAUAUCUUUGAAAUCACCAGGGAGAGCACCAAGAUAGCUCAUCUCUUGGCUGAACUGAAAACUAUUCAGAGUCACUCGGAGUCUCAGAAGAGUGUUGUUGUUUCUCAGUGGACGAGUAUGUUGAAAGUUGUGGCUGUGCACCUCCAGCGAUUAGGGCUGAAGUAUGCGACAGUGGAUGGCUCUGUCAAUCCUAAGCAGAGAAUGGAUGUGGUAGAAGAGUUCAAUAACAAUCCCAAAGGGCCUCAGGUAAUGUUGGUCUCGUUGCUGGCUGGCGGUGUUGGCCUGAACUUGACUGGAGGAAACCACCUCUUUCUCCUCGACAUGCACUGGAAUCCUGCUCUUGAGGACCAGGCCUGUGACCGCAUUUACCGAGUGGGGCAGCGGAAGGAUGUUGUGAUACACAGGUUUGUCUGUGAAGGAACAGUAGAAGAAAAGAUCCUACAACUCCAGAGGAAUAAGAAAGUUCUUGCCCAGCAGGUGCUGUCAGGCAAAGGGGAGGCCUUCACUAAGCUCACUCUGGCUGACCUCAAAAUUCUCUUUGGCAUCUAAUUAUCCUUUACAAUACACAAUGGAAAGUGAUUUUAUACAUACAGGUAACUGUGCAGACUUCAACAAAGGACUGCUGUUUUAAGGUGGUCAUUUAUUUUGAACAAAUAACUACAUUUUUUUGACUUUCAGGAAGAGAAGUUAUCAACUUCAGCAAUUUUUUUAAUACUGAAACUAGACCAUGUAUCCAAAGGUUAAUAAAAUU
This is a messenger RNA of Haliaeetus leucocephalus (bald eagle), 3536 nucleotides long. It is a transcript of the gene TTF2, whose product is annotated as transcription termination factor, RNA polymerase II. The record is from RefSeq and is a predicted model, not a curated record. Gene Ontology annotation, molecular function: ATP binding; ATP-dependent chromatin remodeler activity. The transcript is spliced from 22 exons. NCBI's taxonomy places the organism in Eukaryota, Metazoa, Chordata, Aves, Accipitriformes, Accipitridae. Bases 32 to 3334 code for a protein of 1100 amino acids.